Molecule: messenger RNA, 1221 nt
Organism: Calliphora vicina (urban bluebottle blowfly)
Lineage: Eukaryota; Metazoa; Arthropoda; Insecta; Diptera; Calliphoridae
Product: AH receptor-interacting protein
Exons: 4
Coding region: 111-1064 (317 amino acids)
Molecular function (GO): peptidyl-prolyl cis-trans isomerase activity; protein binding
Source: RefSeq, a predicted model, not a curated record
CCUGACAGCUGUUUGCUUAGUUUUUUUUUAACAAACUGUUCGAUCCUGGAAAAUAUUUUGUAUUCUCUUGUAAAUACCCAAGUUUUCUUUAAAAAAAACCAUCCAUUAAUAUGGAUACUAACAUAGAAAAUGCUUUGAUACAAAAGAAAAUUAUUUCUGCUGGCAAAGAGUUCUUUCCAUUGAAAGAAGGCACCAGAGUCAAAUUUCAUUUUCAAACAAGGAAACUCGAUGGCACGAUUUUGGAUGACAGCCGCACGCUGGGCAGACCCAUGGAAUUGGUAUUGGGUAAAAAGUUCAAACUGGAAGUAUGGGAAGUAAUAGUACAAAAAAUGGCCUUAAACGAGGUGGCUAAAUUUACGGUCAAUAAAAAGUUAGUUUCUCAAUAUCCUUUUAUUGCAAAAACUUUGCGAGAUGUUGGCAAAAAGGUGGAAGAACGCCGUCAUUGCUGUGGCAUGACUUUGCAGAAUGAAGGCUUGGGUUAUAAAGAUCUAGAUGAUUUACUCUCAAAUCCUAGUGAUUUGGAAUUUAUUAUAGAUUUGUUUUGCAUAGAAAAGCCAGAAGAUUACAAAAAAGAUACCUGGCAAAUGACUGAUGAAGAGAAACUUAAAACUUCUCUCAAACUUAAAGAUGAAGGUAAUGAAUUUUAUAAGCAAAAACAAUUUGCCCAAGCUGAGGAAUGUUAUCGCACGGCCGUGGGGUUAUUAGAACAAUUAAUGUUGAAAGAAAAACCUCAUGAUGUUGAGUGGAACGAUUUGGCUAAACUUAAAGUUCCUGUAUUAUUAAACUAUGCUCAGUGUCGUCUUUUGUCACAAGACUAUUAUGCCGUCAUCGAGCAUUGCAACGAUGUUUUACAAUUAGAUCCCGAUAAUGUUAAGGCAAUAUUUCGUAGAGCCAAAGCCCAUUUUGGCGCAUGGAAUCCUCAAGAAGCCCGUGAAGAUUUUCUAAGGGCAGCCGAAUUGGAUCCUUCCCUACAAACAACAGUGCAUAAAGAAUUAAAAGCUAUAGACAGGAUACAACAUGAACGUGAUCUUGAGGAUAAGAGGCGUUUGCAAGCACUCUUUUAGUGUCUUGUAAGUUUUGAUGUGACGAUUUAAUAAACAUUGUGUAUGUAUUUUUAUUGUUGUGACUAGUCCAAUGUAAUACAUAAUUUAUGUUAGAAACUUAUAAAAACGUAACAAUUAUAGAUUUUAUAAUAAAGUAUAUAAUCAAACAAGCAUAAAA